Acipenser ruthenus (sterlet) is the source of this 357-nucleotide messenger RNA. RefSeq names its product gonadotropin-releasing hormone 3 (gene gnrh3). NCBI's taxonomy places the organism in Eukaryota, Metazoa, Chordata, Actinopteri, Acipenseriformes, Acipenseridae. The record is from RefSeq and is a predicted model, not a curated record. The transcript has 4 exons. Bases 16 to 300 code for a protein of 94 amino acids. Gene Ontology annotation, molecular function: hormone activity. Gene Ontology annotation, cellular component: extracellular region. Gene Ontology annotation, biological process: multicellular organism development.
ACCUUGCACAUUCCAAUGGCGCUGGCAAGAAAAAGCGUUCUGCACCUUGCAGUGCUUGCAUUAGUCGCUCAGAUCUGUACUUCUCAGCACUGGUCUUAUGGCUGGCUUCCAGGUGGGAAAAGAAGCAUUAAUGAGUUACAAGCAUCUUUAGAGAUGAUGGAUAAUGGGGAUUCGGUCAGCUGCUCCGAAGAACCCAAUCCUCACUACAUAUUUGAAAAACUGAACACAUAUGAGUUAUCAGAUACAGGGGUAAGAGAAUUUCCCAAAAAGAAGAGAUCGGUGUUUUACAAAGAGAAAUGACUGGAAAAUCAAAUGAUUUUAACUUUCAUAGAAAUGUACAAUAAAGUAUUAAUGUAA